This is a messenger RNA of Cutaneotrichosporon cavernicola, 591 nucleotides long. RefSeq lists its product as uncharacterized. The coding region runs from base 1 to 591 and encodes 196 amino acids. The transcript is spliced from 4 exons. The record is from RefSeq and is a predicted model, not a curated record. Lineage: Eukaryota; Fungi; Basidiomycota; Tremellomycetes; Trichosporonales; Trichosporonaceae.
AUGGAGUCGCACGCAGACCUCGUCCCCGUCCGCCCUCCGCUCGCGCUCUUUGGGCGCAAUGUCCGCUCCGUAAUUACGCAGGUCACUGUCCUCGAAGACAUGUUCCCCUCCGGCGACAACUAUACCGUGACUGACUCGGACGGGAGCACGAUCAUCCGCGCCAAAGCCGAGGAGUGGUCGCGGCUGAACAAAAAAGUUGUUUACGACGAUAUGUUACGGCCCCUUGGCGAGAUUAGCAACAAGGCACUGUCGCUGCGCCAGAUCGUCGAGUUUACUAGCAACUCUGGUGAACUUCUUCUCGAGGCUAGCUUUCAUGCUGGUACUAACGGCUUGCCCAGUUUCCGUGCGAAAAUGGGCGAUAAACUCGAAAUGGCCGUUGUCGGCGAUUGGAAGCAACACGCAGCUGACAUCGUGACCAGCGAUGGCAUUCUACUCGCGCGCGGGAGCCACGAGAACGAGUGGAAGGAAGGCGAUCCCGCCAUCCCACAGAGGCAGUACAAGCUCGAUGUGGCACCUGGCGUUGACCUCGCACUCGUGGCGAUCGUGAGCCUCUGCCUCGACAUGGUCCACAUGCGCGUGGAGAAGAAGUAA